AUGAUCCAUGAAUUCUCCAGUUGGGCUGGGAAGGUGUUGAUGGCCACACUGGUGCUGGUGGCUCCACUGUGGCCUACAGCCUGGGAGUCCUCGGGACAGAUGGCAGCGGGACUCCGGAAGCACCAGCCCUCCGUGGGAACCAGCAUCCGUGGUCCAAGGUCCGGCUAUAUUACAGAAUCAACAAAUACUAAUGCAAGUACAGAGAUUUCCAGCCUUUUGGAUGAAGUGCCCAAACACAGACACAGCACUGGAGUUAACCAGUGGAAGAGAAGAAACCCUCAGAAGCUUAUUCAAAGGAAGAACAACAUAGACGCUUGUCCUGAAUGUGGUCACGUGAAACAGAAACAUGUCCUUUGUGGCUAUUGCUAUGAGAACGUGUGCAAGGAGACUGCAGAAAGCAGGAGACAGAUAGGGAAACGAGAAGGGGGCCUUUGA
This is a messenger RNA of Molossus molossus (Pallas's mastiff bat), 435 nucleotides long. RefSeq names its product 39S ribosomal protein L32, mitochondrial-like. The record is from RefSeq and is a predicted model, not a curated record. The transcript has a single exon. The coding region runs from base 1 to 435 and encodes 144 amino acids. Gene Ontology annotation, cellular component: mitochondrial large ribosomal subunit. Gene Ontology annotation, molecular function: structural constituent of ribosome. Lineage: Eukaryota; Metazoa; Chordata; Mammalia; Chiroptera; Molossidae. Gene Ontology annotation, biological process: translation.